CAUCUCCCUCCACCCUUUGAAUAAACGAGCCAUUUUUAGGGACGGUGCAAGUAAGGGCACAACAGAUCAUAUUCAUAGCCCCCGAAUUUUGAAGAGAGCUGAACCUAAACUAUGGAUCUACUUGCAACCGCCCAACUGCAAUACCUACCAAAUUGAGUUCCAUGGCGGCUGCACGUCUCCAACUGCGGCAAUUCAAGGGCACCGCCUCAAUCCCCUUCCGCCUCUUCUCAACUUCCGCUGCCCUGAUAGAGUGUCCGUGGACUCGCUUCACAGAGGUUUCUGAUUCGUCCGACUGCGAAAGCACCGUCUACAAGGAGGCUCUCAAGCUCCAGCGGCCAUCCACCAUUAGAUAUGACGAGAGAUUGCUCAACUCAGUGAGCUUAAUUGGUCGAAUAUUUCAGCCUCUCCAAGAACGUAACUCCAAAAGAUUCGGCGUCUACACGACCCUUAAUGUUAGUGCGUCCACUGGCAACUUUAGUGUAUUGCUCAAGUUUCGGGAUGAAAUUGCGGAGAUGACGCUCCAGCAUCUGAAGCUUAAUGAUUUAGUGUACGUUUCCGGUUGUCUAGGAUCGUACAUGAAGGCUGAUGAGAAUGGGAAGUCAAUGCACCGGUAUCAGGUUUGAAAUGGCUGAAAAUUGGUUUUCUUUUUCCCUUCUUUUCUUUUUUCCUUUUCUUUUACAAAUAAUAUUUAUGGGAGGAGCUGGAGUGGGGGAAUAAGAACAUAGAAAGUGAAUUACGUGUUUGAAUCAUGACCUGUGGACUUACAUGGGUAGUAGCAAUACCACUGGAGGGAUAAUUCGUGGCAUAUUCUGAAUCUUGAUGGUUGUAAUCAAGAAAUGUUAUAGGAAAUGAUAUUGACGUCUUGUGUAUUUUGUGACCAUGCAUUCUAGGACAAGUAUGUUAAUUCUAGAACGUCCUUAGUCUUACAUCUUAGGAAGUUGGUACGAUAUCCAAUAUGUUCCAAUAUGUUCUUUAAUGAAACCUUUCUAGAUCUUGUCUUGUGGCUGGUUAUUGCCUUAUAGUAUUGUUGUCUUGAGAAAAAACAGCAAACAGAAAGACAAAAAACUAUAGUUGAACAGACUUUCCAAGAAAUUUGGCCUGUACAGUUUUUGCUUGUUUAUCAUCAGCAUCCUGAAGUCAUUCUUCUGAUUUGAUUACCAGGUCAGAUCUUUGAAAGCCGAGCUAGUUAACAUUGACACUCAUUGAAGAAACCUUUCAGCAUGAUCAUUAUUUAAUUUGGUUGUGAAAUGCUUAUUCACAAACAGUAAGGCAUUCUUAAUUGAGGAGAUAAAGUUUAUUAAUGGAAAGUACUAUACUUCUAAGCAGUUUGAAAUUCUCCUGUUGCUAUGUUCACUAUUAUGAGUUAAUAGACAUAUUGUUAUUUUAGGUGGUCUGAAAUCACCACUCAGUUCUUUGUGUGGAAUAGAGCUCAGUUAGCUUGUGGGAAUUUGAUUUUCUAUGUCAUUAAACAAUCUUUUCUGUAGUCAUGAUGGCUGCCAAAGUGGAUGGUAAUGGUUGUCAUGCUAUUGAGUUGAAUAAUGAUACUUCUGUUCGAUUUCUAUGAAUUGAGAAGAACAUUAACUCUGGCAAAACUUUUUAGUGUUACUUAAAAAUCAAACAGUACAUACAUGUAAGGUUAAUAUUGCACGAUUAUAUCGCUUCAUGUCAAAUUGGUGACAUGCUCGGUAUUGAAAGCCACAGGAGAUUAAGUUUGAACUACUGAGUUGUAACAAAUAUUCAAUAUCACUGAAAGCUCAUAUCCUUCUGGCUUAUUGCCUACUUCAUUAUGAAGUUCAAUGUUUUCUGUGAACAAGCUAUUGAUCUUCAACUUAUGAAGGUGUCUUUACCAUGUCCGAUGAUUUCUGUGUACUAACGAUGCAUGUUUGUUGAAUCCUCUCCAGCCUUUGUGUGUGUUUAGUUUUUGUCAAGUACUUUGUUCCAAACAACUUAAGUUUUAUUUGCACGGUUGCGCGUUUCAUACAAUACAUACGUCAACAUCAAGGAGACAUUAUUCAAUGGUUCGGUCUUGGGCAUGGUGACAUGCAGAUAUGUUAAUAUAAUUUUUUUAACAAUGUUAUGUUUCCAGGAUCAAAUUCUGACAUAAAAAGGUUAUUGUUCUGAUUUUUCGCUUCCUUUUUAGUGUGAAAAACCCUUGAUACGAAGUUCUCCUUAGCAAGCUCCGUUAAUUUUCUAAUCCAAUGUCAGAUAUAAGCAAAUGGGUUGCACAUUGCAGUGCUGCUUUAUUAUUAGCUCUCAUUAAAAGGAGUACAUCAACACAGAAUGGGUUCAGAUAGAUCUUGUUUCUUCUCCACGAGUUAACUGAUCAUAUCAGACUCGAUUUUAUCACAUUUACUUGAUCCCUAGUAUCCCUAACAUAAAUGUAUCAUAUAGAACGGCACAAGAGUACAUUAUUUUUUUUUUUAAAAUUUACAAGUGCACCUCAAUUUUUCCUUCUAUAUGUACUCAUUUUUUCCUUUCUAUAGAAUGGAUGUUAUAUAAUUGUAUGGUGAAAUUUUCACUUGUAGGUAGUUGUUAGAGAGGUAAAUUUUGUUAGUCAAGAUGGUCUGGGGCCAGCCUACAAGAACCUUGUAAAGUUGGGACCAAAAGGUAUAUGGUUUCUUUUACAUGUUGCUAAAAUUGACUACUGUCUGAACAUUCACAUUUUUUUGCUGCUUAGUGCACUGUAACUGUAUUUUGGAAAACCAAGCAAUUAAGAUCAUUUGAAAGCAUGAAUAAUGUGUUUUUUACCUUUUAUGAUGGAUAACUUAUUUUCAUAAAUCUUUUGGGUUCUGACGGCAUAUGUUAUAUAUGCCAUUCGAAAUUUGUAUUUAUCUUCUUUUUCUCCCUCUUUUCUUGCCAAUUCUCGUUUCCCUGUUUCCUUUUUGUUCGUCAAUUUUACUGUUCCUGCUUUUUGUUGAAUAUAUGUUACGAUCGGCAGUUCCAUACGAG
Messenger RNA from Striga asiatica, 2949 nucleotides. The record is from the annotation of a GenBank genome assembly. Lineage: Eukaryota; Viridiplantae; Streptophyta; Magnoliopsida; Lamiales; Orobanchaceae.